Perca fluviatilis (European perch) is the source of this 3373-nucleotide messenger RNA. It is a transcript of the gene chd1l, whose product is annotated as chromodomain helicase DNA binding protein 1-like. Bases 160 to 3261 code for a protein of 1033 amino acids. The transcript is spliced from 25 exons. Gene Ontology annotation, molecular function: ATP binding; DNA helicase activity; ATP-dependent chromatin remodeler activity. Gene Ontology annotation, cellular component: nucleus. Lineage: Eukaryota; Metazoa; Chordata; Actinopteri; Perciformes; Percidae. The record is from RefSeq and is a predicted model, not a curated record. Gene Ontology annotation, biological process: chromatin remodeling; DNA repair.
CCUCACGUGACCAAAACAGGAAGUGUAGCUAGUUGGACUGUUGACUUUACAACAACACUGAGGACUCAAAUGUGUCUGUACAUGUAUAUUUAAUACAGUCCAUGCUACAUAUUUGCGCUAAAGAAAGUGGAGUUGUGUUAGCCCUGUCGGUCUGGAAACAUGACAGACAUUUUGUUAAAGAUACAAAACAGCGUAGUAGAGAAAAAGAAGACUGCUGUGGCUCAGAGUGACUUGCAGAAGUGGGGUUUACGAGGGAUACAGCUGAGACCUUACCAGCUGGAUGGUGUGCAGUGGUUAACUCAGUGCCUGAAGAACCAGCAGGGAUGCAUUUUAGGAGACGAAAUGGGUCUGGGGAAAACCUGUCAGACGAUCUCUCUGCUGGUGUACAUGUCAGGAGCUCUUGGGAAGACAGGUCCGUUUUUGGUGCUGAGCCCACUCUCUGUCAUGGAGAACUGGAGAAAGGAGUUGGAAUGCUUCGCUCCGUCUCUGACUGUGCUGUGUUACAAGGGAGACAAAGAGAGACGGGCUGAGCUUCAGAGGGAAACAGACACACAGGACUUCCAUCUUCUGCUCACUACAUAUGAGCUGUGUCUCAAAGAUGCUUCAUUCUUGAGACGGUGGAAGUGGAAGGUUCUCGUGGUAGACGAAGCUCACAGACUGAAGAAUCAGAAUUCACUAUUGUACAAAGCCUUGACAAAGUUUUCAGUUGGUUUUAGAGUCCUUCUGACAGGGACCCCCAUCCAGAACAACCUGCAGGAGCUCCACUCUCUGCUGAGUUUCAUUCAGCCCAGCAUCUUUACAGCUGAUGAGACAGACAGCUUUGCCAACUCUUACGCCAAUGUACAAAGUCAACCUGCUCUUGCUGCUGAGCUGCAAAGUGUCCUGGAGCCCUUCCUGCUUCGUAGAGUCAAGUCAGAAGUGGCUGUAGAUCUGCCGAAGAAGACGGAGCUGCUGGUGUACCACGGCAUGUCUGCCCUGCAGAAGAAAUACUACAAAGCCAUUCUGAUGAAGGAUCUGGAGGCUUUUGGAAAUGAACAGGGCAACAAGAACCGGCUGCUGAACAUCUUGAUGCAACUGAGGAAGUGUGUUGACCACCCAUACAUGUUUGAUGGUGUGGAACCAGAGCCUUUUGAGAUGGGGGAGCAUCUGGUUGAAGCCAGUGGGAAACUUUGCCUUUUGGACAGCAUGCUGACUUACCUUCACAAAGGGGGCCAUCGGAUCCUGCUGUUCUCUCAGAUGACGAGGAUGCUGGACAUCCUUCAGGAUUACAUGGAGUACAGAGGUUAUAGCUAUGAACGUCUGGAUGGGUCCGUCCGAGGUGAAGAAAGAAAUCUAGCAGUGAAGAACUUCAGCAGCAAACAUAUCUUUGUCUUUCUACUCAGCACUAAAGCAGGUGGAGUGGGCCUGAAUCUCACAGCUGCUGACACUGUCAUUUUCAUGGACAGUGACUUCAACCCUCAAAAUGACCUGCAGGCUGCAGCACGCUGCCAUCGGAUUGGUCAGAACAGGCCUGUGAAAGUGAUCCGCCUUCUGGCAAGAGACACUGUGGAGGAAAUAAUGUACUCUCGUGCUGUAUCCAAGUUGCACCUCACCAACACUGUUAUUGAAGAAGGACGCUUCUCUUUGCUGGACCAAGCUCAGUCAGCUGCUGCAGGACUGGAGCUUAGCGAGAUUUUGAAAUUUGGGGUAGAUAAGCUUUUGUCAUCGGAGGAGAGCUCUGUACAGGAUGUGAAACUGGAGAAGAUCCUCGGUCCAUCAUGUCAGGGUCAGUGGGUGGAUGAAGACUUCACCUCGCUCAGAGAAAAGCAGAAAGAAGAGGAGGAGGAGGAGGAGAAGAACGGCUCUGAAUCUGACGGGCAGAACCACAUGUACUACUUUGAGGGAAAAGACUACAGUAAGGACCCCAGCUCUGAAGACCAGAUGAGCUUUGAGUGUUUGCUGGAGGAGCAGCUGGCCGAGUUUCAGAGAGCUGCAGGAGAGGGACGAGCUCUGCGACACAAAGCUGGACUUUCACUGUCGGUAGCUCUUGGGAUGCCGACGAGGAAGAGGAAACUUCUUACUGAGGCUGAGCUGGAGCUGAGGCGCCAGAGAAGGGAGGAGGCUUCAGCCAAGAGAGCCAAAAUUCAGGAGGACCUGAAGAAGAAGCAACAAGAGCAGAAAUACAAGAAAAAAAUGGCGUGGUGGGAGUCGUGCGGCUACAGAUCACCGUGCCUGUCGUCUAUGGACAGUGAAGAAGAAGGAGGAGGAGGAGAAGAAGAAGAAGAGGAGGAGGAGGAGGAUGACAGCAGCGUAUGCUCCACAGACUCUGACAGCACGGCCAUCCACUACGUUCUCGGGGACGUUACUCAUCCUCACGCCGCUCAGGCAGACGCUAUCAUCGUCCACUGUGUUGAUGACUCAGGCCGGUGGGGCAGGGGAGGCCUGUUUACAGCUCUAGAGCUGCGAUCGGAUGAACCACGAAAGAAGUAUGAGUUGGCCGGCAAGAUGAAAGAUUUGGACCUUGGAAAUGUGCUGCUCUUCCCCAUCGAUGACAAACAGUCCAGAUUAGACGGCCAGGAUCAAUUAGCCCUAAUCGUGGCACAGCAAAGAGACAAAGCAAACAACUUGUCUGGGAUCCUUCUAACUGCUCUGGACGAAGCUCUGAAGAAGAUUUACACUGCAGCCAAAAGAAAAAAGGCGAGUGUACAUCUUCCUCGUAUCGGCCACUCCACCAGAGGUUUCAACUGGUACGGCACAGAGAGGCUCAUCAGAAAACACUUGGCCUCCAGAGGCAUCCCCACAUUCAUAUACUAUCACAACAGAGCAGCAAAGAACACAGCUCCACCUCAGACAUCCACCUCUGCGACCUUAACGUCAACAUCCUCCCCCGAACCACAGUUGCAUAACCCCAGGAGGCUGGCUGAGGAGACGGAAGCAGAAAGCCCUGGCCCCCCGGCUCCUCUCCAGAGCCAGAGCCACGGCCCCGCCGAGCUCCCCGAUUUCAUGAGGGGAGUGCGUGUGUUUUUCUACAACCUGCCUGCAUCAGAGAGGAAGAGGCUGGCCCGCUACCUUAUCACUUAUGAUGGAGAUGAGGAGGAGAUCAUGAGUCCGGAGGUCACCCACAUAGUUGCAGAGGUGGAGAACAGCAUUCACUCACAGGAGCUCCAGGAUCUGGUGCGUCAGUACACCCAGGUUGUCCCUGUGCAGAAGGACUGGCUAGAGUCCUGCUUCUCCAAACAACGAAAAGUCAACACUGCCCUGUUCCUACAUCUGCUCAGAUAACAGGUUUUAUUGUUGUUGUUUUUUAAAUCAAUUUUUUUAAACUGUCAUUUUGUGUCCCGCUUGAAUAAACUUGGUUGGCUGCUUUAAAAAAAAAUAAAAUAAAAUAAAUAAA